Messenger RNA from Rotaria sordida, 2811 nucleotides. NCBI's taxonomy places the organism in Eukaryota, Metazoa, Rotifera, Eurotatoria, Philodinida, Philodinidae. The record is from the annotation of a GenBank genome assembly.
AUGGCUUAUGUCCAUGAUUCAAACGUUCAUUCUAUAUUUUAUCAGAGGCUUCAAAAAUAUCAUUUAAAGAAUUGUUUAGUUAAAACAUGGUUACAUAAUCGAAGAGCAGUUGAUAUCAUACAAGCAAUAAUAGAUAAUGAAAAUGAUCUGUUUACUGUAUGUCGAGCUAGUGGCAAACGUACUAAAGUGUUAGAAAUUUACUAUUUCAAUGACGAAAAAUUCAAUCAUUUUUCAAGUACUGUUGGCAUUGAUCAGAUAAUUCAAAAUAAUAUUCUACGAAUAGUAUUCGUGUUACAAUUGAAAGAUAACAAACAAUCAAGAGUACCCAGAACAACGCAAACAUCGAAACAUGACGAUGAACAAAGUGCAGAUAGUAGAGUAAAUACAUUAUCGAAACGUCAAAACAAGCAAGCAAUACAAUUUCAAGAAGAACUAAUCGAAAUGGUGAAGCAUCACAAUCAAGAAAAUGGAAUGAUUUCUGUUACAUGCAACAAAAUUGUUACUAUGGCAACAGACAAAAAUCAACAACACAUCAACAUUUUUGGCUAUUUCAAACUAGUCAAUGAUGUAGUACAACAAAUUCAAGAUUUACUGAACAAAUAUCGUUUAACAAAAUAUCAGUUGAAUGAAAUGACCUCAAUGCAAAUCGACUAUCUUAUAAAUGUCUGUCGACCAGAAUUGAAAGUGAUUGAGAAAGAAUUUCAAAACGAUCGUGUACACUUCAAUGUUCGACAACGUGCAUUUAAUGCACCACCACAAUUGAAAGAUGAAAUUGAAUCUCGGAUCAACACUUUAUUAUCACACAUAACAACGUGUACAUUCAAAACAACUGAAUUCUAUUAUGAUAUUGCCAAUCGAGCAAGCUUAGUUGUUAAAACCAUUGCUCAAAAUAAUCGUUGCAAUUGUGAUCUUAAAAUCGAAACAACACUAAAAGCAUGUACAAUACCAAAAGCAAUUGAAACUGCAUCGACGGCUUAUUCUGUUUCAAAACGAAUAAUUGAACAGUCCGAUUUAUUCUGUUCAUCAUCCAUGGUUCACCGACAAGCAACAUUAGCUAAUGGAUCAUUUGAAGUUCUUAUCGGCGAUAUAGCUGCACAAAAGGUCGACACAAUUGUUAUUCCAUCCGUAUCAUAUGGAUUAAAGGAAAGUCUUAUUGAACGAGCUGGGGAAAUUGUGCAACAACCAUUGGAAAAAAGUGGCAAGAAUUCACUUUCAUUCAUUACUGAAACAACAGCUGGUAGAUUGUGUUGCAAAAAGAUUCUAUUUGUAAAUUGGUCAUUAUCAGCAAUGAUGGUACCCAUCAAUGAAAAUAGCUUACGUGAAUCUGUGCGAAAAUUCAUAUCGAAGGUCAUUCAAUAUAUUGUCAUGGGAGAUAAGCAUUCGAAUAUGGAAACUCAAUCAAUUGCAUUUGCAGUUCCUGAUUCAUGCAGCGACGAAAAAAUUGUAGCCGAGGAAAUGAUCUAUGAGACACAGCGUCAAAUUCAAUCCUUAAAAUCAACAUGUUUAAAAGUCUCAUUCAUUCUCUUACCUGACCAGCAAACGUUACAUCAAGAAUUUUUAACAGUAAUUUCAACGAUGGAAAUAAUUGAUAAUAGUUAUGGAACUCUUUUUUAUCCAACAUCAACUAUUACAAUUACACUGACAUCAUCAAAGCAAGAAUAUUUACUAAAUGAAAAUUAUUUUGAGGAUGAACAUUGUGAAAAAGAAGCAAAGUAUGCCAGUCAAAUUAGCAAACAAAUCAUUCCCGUCACAAUUCAAAAUUGCACACCAGUUGAUUGGCUACAACAACUACUAGUGAACCGUUCAUAUUUUCAAAUGUUCGGAUCGGAAAAGCAGUUUGAUCUAGUAUUUGACAAAUUACUGUUAGAAAUAUUACAAUAUACAAGUCCCCGUGACAUUUCUCUAAAGCAGCAAAUAUCCAGUGGAACAACUAUUUCGGCACAAAACCAAGUGGCUCUACAUGAUCGAAAAAUUACAAAAUUGCAUAGUCCCCUAAGCGUUGAACAACGAAAAUUAAUUCAUGAAAUGAAUAUAGAACAUUUGAUUAGUUUGGGAAAACCGGAGAUAGUUGAAGACGAAAAGAAAAUUGUUCUUGAAAAAGCAGAAGUUGCUAUACGCGAAGCGAAAGAUCAGUACACAGAAGAUGUGAGAAACGAUCAAUAUGAACAAUAUUCUCCAAGUACAUAUAAUCAAAAAUAUGAAAGUGAAAACAAUGGAAUGGAACAACAGAUAUGCUUAAAUACUGAUGGUGAUAUUAAUAAUGCAUCAUUGCUAAUGUUGAAUGAAUUUCUGCAAAAUCCAAAACUAUCUCUUCGUCCCUAUACAAAACAAUCUUCACCAUGGACAACUAAUUCAUCCACAAAAGAAAAUUUGAAAUCACAUUUAGAAUUUGCACAACGUAUGAAAGAUAACGCAAAUGAAUUGGCAAGAUUAUGUGAGAUGAAUAUGAGUUUGAUACGAGAACAAUCAAAACAACAAAUUCAACCAUCUUUAACAGCUAUAUUUGCUUCAUAUACCGAACCUCAAGUGCAAGAAACAUUAAUAACAACAUCGAAAAAUCAAAUUCCAUCGAAGUUUUUGCAAAAAUCGUAUUAAUCUCAAGCAUUAUUAGGAUGUUUACAGAAAGCAAUGUCCGAUUCUUGUGUAUCAAGUGGUGAACAUGCAUGCGUACAGAAGCUGUUAAACUCAACAACAGAUAAUAAAUUCACUUUUUUAAUACAUAUGCAACAUGAUGUUCAUAAAUCUGUACUUGAUGCUAAUCGAUGUAAAACUGAAGUAUCAGAAGCUGAUCCAAUGCUGUCAUCAAAGUGA